AUGAGAUUCUCACACUUCCUUAAAUACAAUGCUGUUCCUGAAUGGCAGAAUCAUUACCUUGAUUACAACGAAUUAAAAAACCUGAUCUACACUUUGCAGACAGGUGAAUUGAAACAAGAAGCACCCAACAAUGAAUCAAACAAUGACAACGAAUUACAGACGCCUCCUCCAAAUGUCGAUAUAGAAAGUAACGUUACUACAGGAGAACCUUCUUCCUCCAAAAAAAGAUUUACGCACAAACUUAAGCGUAAGCUAUUUGGUUCUAAAACAUCAUCUGGUAAAAAAAAGGGGGAAACAGACGAAAAAGCCAUAGACGGGAAUAAUGUCAACGAAGAAACAAUUGAGCUUGACGAACUAUCUCCUCAAGGAAAAGCUGCCACUUUCAAUAAGAAUUUUAUAAGCAAAAAAUUCUUUGAGUCACGCAGUUCAUCGGUUAGUAGUGAAGGAAAAACUCUGUUCAAUUCUUAUGAUACUUUCGUUACUAAUUUGAGUGGCGAAAAAUUGAAAGUAGAUGAUUUUUAUAAAAGAAUGGAAGCUAAAUUCUACGAGAGAUUUGACCAUUUGAUUAACGAUUUGGAAAAGGAGGGCAUUGUAACAAGGGUGAAUGAAACUUUUGAUCCGGAAAUACAGGACCUGCCUCCUCUAAGAGAAAUCGUUUCCAGCACAUCGCAGAUGCAGUCUUCUACUAACCCAUUUGAAAUACACUCUUCAAAUAUUGACAGCGAACUAAGAAAUAGGUUUGAUUAUAGCGAAGAGGAAAUGGACGAUGAUGAUGAAGUAGACGUGUUUGCAGACACUACUGACAAUACUGCCCUUUUAAAUUAUUCACAGUUUAACAUCAAAUCACAGAAAAAAUCUUUAUUGAAACAAACAAUAAUAAAUCUUUACAUAGAUCUUUGCCAGUUAAAGUCUUUCAUCGAAUUAAACAGAAUGGGCUUCAGCAAAAUUACGAAGAAGUCUGAUAAAGUAUUACAUAUGAACACCAGGCAAGAACUAAUAGAAAGUGAAGAAUUUUUCAAAGACACAUACAUUUUCCAGCAUGAUACCUUGUCCACUUUAAACAAUAAAAUUGCACAACUUAUAGAAUUUUACGCUGUUUUAAUGGGACAGCCUGGGAACGUAGAUUCAUGCAAGCAAGAAUUAAAAUCCUACUUGCAUGAUCACAUUGUCUGGGAAAGAAGCAACACAUGGAAGGACAUGUUGGGUCUUUCUUCACAAAAUAAAGACAUAAUAACUAUUGAAGAUGAAACCGAAAAACUUAUGCAAGAAAAACUUCAAAUUGAAUAUUUCAAGUAUCCAUUGCCCAAGCCAAUUAAUUUAAAAUUCACUACAAUUGAAAAUUUAGCGGUGCCAAAACUUUUCUUCGGGAAAAGAGCCAUGAAAAUAGGCUUUAUUAUCAUUGUUACAGGUGUUUUAUUGGGUGUUAAAACUUUCAAUGACCCCGUGGAGCAUCGAUGUAUGGCAUUGGUUGAAUGUUGUGCCUUUUUAUGGGCCAGUGAAGCUAUCCCUUUACACAUCACAGGUUUAUUGGUUCCCCUUCUGACUGUUCUUUUUAGAGUCUUGAAAGAUAGUGAUGGUAAAGUAAUGGGAGCAGCUGCCGCUUCUUCGGAAAUCUUGGGUACAAUGUGGUCAUCAACAAUUAUGAUUUUAUUAGCAGGUUUUACAUUGGGUGAAGCCUUGUCGCAAUAUAACAUCGCAAAAGUUUUGGCAUCCUGGUUAUUAGCAUUUGCUGGGACCAAACCAAGAAAUGUACUUUUAAUGGCAAUGAGUGUUGUGUUCUUUCUUUCGAUGUGGAUUUCCAAUGUUGCUUCUCCGGUAUUAACAUACUCUCUACUAACCCCAUUAUUGGACCCAUUGGAUUAUACUGCACCAUUUGCUAAGGCAUUAGUAAUGGGGGUGGCACUUUCUGCUGAUAUUGGUGGUAUGGCCUCUCCUAUUUCUUCACCUCAAAAUAUUAUCUCAAUGCAGUACCUCAAACCUUAUGGCAUCGGGUGGGGCCAGUUUUUUGCUGUUGCCUUACCUACUGGUAUUUUAUCAAUGCUGUGCUCUUGGGCCUUAAUGAUACUCACAUUUAAAAUAGGCAAGACGAAGCUGGAGAAAUUUAAACCAAUAAGAACGAGAUUUACCAUAAAGCAAUAUUUCAUUAUUAUUGUAACUAUUGCUACAAUUCUUUUAUGGUGUGUAGAAUCCCAAAUAGAAAGCGCUUUUGGGUCCUCUGGUGAAAUUGCAGUCAUACCAAUAGUCCUAUUCUUUGGUACGGGACUGUUAUCUACAAAAGACUUCAACACAUUUCCUUGGUCUAUUGUCGUUUUAGCAAUGGGUGGUAUCGCCCUUGGUAAAGCAGUUUCAUCUUCAGGUUUAUUAGUAACUAUUGCAAGAGCACUACAACAGAAAAUUCAGAAUGAUGGUGUUUUUGCCAUCUUAUGUAUUUUUGGUAUCUUGAUGUUGGUUGUGGGUACUUUUGUUUCACAUACAGUGUCAGCAAUCAUCAUCAUUCCUUUAGUACAAGAAGUCGGUGACAAAUUACCUAACUCAAAGGCAGCUCCAAUUCUUGUCUUUGGUUGCGCUUUGUUGGCAUCUUGCGGUAUGGGGCUGGCAUCGUCUGGUUUCCCUAACGUUACUGCUAUUUCCAUGACCGACAAAAAGGGGAAUAGAUGGCUAACUGUGGGUGCUUUCAUAUCAAGAGGUGUUCCUGCCUCAUUUUUAGCGUUUAUUUGUGUGAUUACUUUGGGUUAUGGUAUUAGUUCUUCCGUUUUGAAAGGUAAUACAUAA
Saccharomyces mikatae IFO 1815 is the source of this 2772-nucleotide messenger RNA. RefSeq names its product SPX domain-containing inorganic phosphate transporter (gene PHO87). Lineage: Eukaryota; Fungi; Ascomycota; Saccharomycetes; Saccharomycetales; Saccharomycetaceae. The transcript has a single exon. Gene Ontology annotation, molecular function: phosphate transmembrane transporter activity. Gene Ontology annotation, biological process: phosphate ion transport; polyphosphate metabolic process; monoatomic anion transmembrane transport. Bases 1 to 2772 code for a protein of 923 amino acids. The record is from RefSeq and is a predicted model, not a curated record. Gene Ontology annotation, cellular component: membrane.